AUGUUCACCUCCCUCGCCACCUCCUCCACCCCCCGCGCCGUCCUGGUCGCCCCCGCCCUCCUCUACCUCCUCUCCCUCGGCUUCAUCGCCGCCCUCUCCCUUGUUGCCGCUCACCCUCCCUUCAUCCAGCUCAUCCUCGUCGUCGUCCUGGGCCACAUCUUCGGCGUGCAACUCCACGUCGUUCAAUGCUCCAGCACCCCCGCCAAGACCCAGACGACGCUCGCUGUUGAGUUGUCCUUUUCCGUUCCCUCGUUUGCUGAUCUCGCCCCCUCUUCCUUCUUGCCUCGCGCGUUCGACGCGUCCAGGGCGGCCGUCAAAGCUUUCCGCGACGUCGUCAUCGAGGCCCUUUCCUUCGCUGUCAUCGCCGUCUACGUUUUGGCGCAAGUCGCGAAGACGGCGGCGAUGUAUGCGGCGGUCUUCGGCUUGUGCGCGCUCUUUGGCGUCGCAACGGCGGCGCAUGGGACGUUCGUCGCGGUUGUGCUUAUCGCAGACGCGCUCGCUCGUCCCGUCGACGCCAGCGACGACGCCAUUGCCGUGUGCACUCCUCGCCAAGUCGCCGCCGACAUCGCCGUCGUGGCCAUUGAAAGCUCGAAGGUUUUCAACACCGUCCUUGCGAUCACGGCCAACGCCGAGACCGACGACAACUCCGACGACGUCGAAGACACCGCGGAGUCGUCUGGAGACGACGAAGACGACACGGAGUCGACUGUAGAUGAAGCGCUCCUUACUCCGGCCGACUCUAUCCACGAGUUCGAGGUGGAGAUCCGCGAAGACGCUUUGAACGUUGAAGAGGACACUCUCGACGAGAGCGACAUCUAUGGCGGACUGCUCAAGCUCGUCGAGGCGGCGGCAGCGUCCGAUCCUUCGUGCGCCAACGACAACGACGUGGCGGAGCUCCUACUAGCUAUGGACUCGCUUGCCCUCAGCGCGCCCUGCACUUUCGACAGCCUUCCUGACUCUCCCGCUGAAGCAUGCCCCACUGACGAUGUCGACGCCUUCUUUCAGCUCACUGAACAACUCGCCGAAGCCACCCCUCUGGUCAUCAAAAUCGGACCUGCCGACAAUGAAGACGUCGACAUGGCUAUCCUGCUAGCUUCCCUCACUUUCUCUGGCGACCAUUCUCCCUCCCCUUUGGAAGGUCCUUGGGCUGCUCUAGACAUGAAUGUCGACGAGUGCGAAAACCCUGCCAUGGACAUUGAGAUCCCGUGUACCAUGGAUGCCGAACCAACUUCUACCAGCUCUGUCGACUCCGGCAAUAUCAACGAUGAAUCUCUCGCUGUGGACUGCCUCAUGACCGACGAAGAGAUCGAAUAUUUUGCUUUGGAACUCGACACAAUCUUGCAGGCCGACGCUGAGGAGUCCUCGCCUUCCGUCCCCGACGACUCGAUGUCACUCGACGACCAAGACGCGGUCAUGGCUCUUCUCUCCCUUGCAACCUCCACCCCUCCCUCCCUCCGCUCUUCCUCCUCCGACAGCCCCAUUCCCCUCCAUGUCCCUACCUCUGAGGAGCUCGACGCCGUCUUCCAGCAAGCUCUGACCAAUUGCGCCGCGGUUGGGGUCUCUCCCCACGACGUCAAGGUCGAGCUCUCCGAUGAAGACUACGAGCUCUUUGAACGCGCCUGCGUGCCUGUUGACCCCACCUUCGAUUCCCCGCUCAACGGUCUCUUUUCCCUCGCCGACGCCGCGGUCACCGUCGCCCCAAUGGACGUCAAGUCCGAGUCUAGGGCCAAACCCUCCUUCAGCGACGACGACGCGGCCCAGCUUCUCCUCGCUUUCAGUUCGCCCUCGUCUUCUUCAACCGCCUUCUUCCCUCCUCCUGUCGUGGCCCAGUCCGAGCCCAAGUCCGAGUCUACCCCCGAGCUCUUCCGUGAGAACGACGCGGCCCAGCUACUCCUCGUUCUAGGCGCGAACGUCCCUCCUCCCUCAGAUUUCUUCGCGCCUCCCGCCGCGGCGUCCAGCGAGGACCUCGGGGUGUCUUCGGACGCUGCUGUCACUGAACUGCAUAUGCGGAUCGUGACGCGGCCGAUGAAGGCGCUCCCCCGUUCCCGCACGCUGCGGCGGAGUGCCCGUCUGGGGGGCAGUGCGAAGUUGUUGUAG
Epithele typhae is the source of this 2097-nucleotide messenger RNA. RefSeq lists its product as uncharacterized. Lineage: Eukaryota; Fungi; Basidiomycota; Agaricomycetes; Polyporales; Epitheliaceae. The record is from RefSeq and is a predicted model, not a curated record. The transcript has 2 exons. The coding region runs from base 1 to 2097 and encodes 698 amino acids.